This is a messenger RNA of Clonostachys solani, 942 nucleotides long. The record is from the annotation of a GenBank genome assembly. NCBI's taxonomy places the organism in Eukaryota, Fungi, Ascomycota, Sordariomycetes, Hypocreales, Bionectriaceae.
UCAUAUCGCAACGGCCUGAGGCAGAAACGCCCGGAGCAAAGCGGAGGGUUUACACAGGAUAUAGUGUACGUUUCCUCAUCUGAUUCCAAGCGGCUGCUAACACACAUCAAGCUCUUUAGGGGACUCCUUAUAAUUCUUGCAACCUCAUUGGUAUUGGCCGUCGUGGCUCUUGCGGUUCUUUUUUGGCAUAUUCUUUACACGUCAAGCAUUAUAGGGAAGGUAAUUAUCGGGUUAUCUUGCUUCUGCUCUUCAGUUUCCCUUGGUUAUAAGGGCUGGAAACUUCUCUUUCCGCUUUCCGCAACUAUUUUUCAGGCUAGGAGUUAUAAUGAAUCGAACAUCGUCACAAUUAAAGCAGAGUUGAAACAAAAAGGAUCGCUUCAUGUGACUCCAGGUAGCUACUUCUUAAUUUCGGUCCGACAUCACAUACCUUCUAUUGCCGCUAUUACUGUUCUCUGCGGCUCGGAGACCAAUAGGACCACGAGCGCCCUCAAAUUUAUUUUCUCGGAGAGCAGCUGGAAUCAAAGCUUGAUUGCACUCAAGCCAAGCGAUAAGAUCUCUCUUAAUGGACCAUAUAGUAAAGACUACGGGCUUGAAAAUUACGAAAAUGUUAUACUUCUCGCCAAAGGCAUCGGAAUCAUCGGCCUUCUGCCCCUUGCUGUUGAUCUUGCAGAACGCAAAUACCACGAUAGCGAUAUCCAAAAUCAGAUCUUAAAGCAUAAAGCUCAACGAAACGAACUAUUUAGAAAUCGUUUCGAGGAAUGGGAAGAGACAAGGCGGGAUCUAGAGAGAAAGAGAUGCUUUUUAGACGCCACCAAAAAGAAGCUUCUAGUAGUCUGGUGUCGAUAUAAAGCCCUGGCUAAAACGCCAACUGAAACAUCGGAAACGGGGGUCAGUAAGCUAGAGAAAUACUCUCCGCCGUUCUAUGUUCCUAAAGAUAAUUAG